Messenger RNA from Labrus mixtus (cuckoo wrasse), 2626 nucleotides. RefSeq names its product patatin-like phospholipase domain containing 2 (gene pnpla2). Bases 227 to 1723 code for a protein of 498 amino acids. Gene Ontology annotation, biological process: positive regulation of triglyceride catabolic process; lipid homeostasis; triglyceride catabolic process. Gene Ontology annotation, cellular component: cytoplasm; membrane; lipid droplet. The record is from RefSeq and is a predicted model, not a curated record. NCBI's taxonomy places the organism in Eukaryota, Metazoa, Chordata, Actinopteri, Labriformes, Labridae. The transcript is spliced from 9 exons. Gene Ontology annotation, molecular function: triacylglycerol lipase activity.
AUCAGAUGAUUUGAGUUUUUGCAAUUAAUGAAGAUUUAGCGACGUGUCCUGCAACGCUAUAUAGUUACUUCUACCUUCUAAAAAGUCGCGUUAUUCAAAAAGGCGGCAUGUUAAUAGGAAGGAUUGACAAAAUGUGAAAGGAGACUUCUGGCUCUUUUGCAGCUUGUGGCCAACUUUGUGUUCGUUACAUUGACCUUAGUCCCUUCCGCCGCGGACAGUCCCCGCUAUGUUUCCUUUAGACUCUCCGUGGAACAUCUCGUUCGCAGGUUGCGGCUUCCUCGGUAUCUACCACGUCGGUGUCGCCAGCUGUCUGGUGGAGCAGGCUCCUUUUCUGGUGCAAAACGCCCGGCACGUUUAUGGCGCUUCAGCCGGAGCGAUCACCGCCACUGCUCUGGUGACCGGAGUAUGUCUUGGAGAGGCUGGUGCAAGCAUCAUUGAUGUUGCCAAAGAGGCGAGGAAGCGUUUCCUGGGACCCAUGCACCCUUCCUUUAACCUGGUGAAGAUCGUGCGUCAUGUGCUACAGCGAACUCUGCCAGCUGACUGUCACCAUCAGGCAAGCGGGCGGUUAGGAAUCUCUCUGACCCGAGUGGCGGACGGAGAAAAUGUUGUGGUGUCUCACUUCAACAACAAGGAGGAGCUGGUGCAGGCAUGUGUCUGCAGUGCCUUCAUCCCAGUCUACUGUGGCCUCAUCCCACCCACACUGCAAGGAGUGCGAUAUGUGGACGGAGGGAUCUCAGACAACCUGCCUCAGUACGAGCUGAAAAACACAAUCACUGUGUCGCCCUUCUCUGGAGAGAGCGACAUCUGCCCCCGAGACACCUCGACCAACAUGCACGAGCUGCGAUUCACCAACACGAGCAUCCAGUUCACCCUCACCAACCUCUACAGAGUCUCCAGGGCCCUUUUCCCUCCAGACCCGAUGGUUAUGAAGGCCAUGUGUAAGCAGGGUUACAAAGAUGCUCUGCACUUUUUAAAGAAGAAUGGACUGCUUCACUUCAAUGAACCACAGAGAGACAAACCCCUGCUGACUAAUGGCAACGAAAAUGAGGAUUAUAAUGAUGAAGAGGAGGAAAAGCUACAUGUGGAAGCGGUAGCAGUGUUGGUCGAUUCCAGUUCCUCAAUAGAGGAGCAUAUCAUAGAGCACCUUCCACCAACCCUGCACAAAGCUCUAGUCGAGGCCUGUAUGGAGAGGAGGAGUCUGGGGCAGUCGCUUAGCAACAUGCUUCCUGUCAGGAUGGCCUCAGUCUUGAUGCUCCCCUACACCCUCCCUCUGGAGUCCGCCAUGUCCUUGACUCUCAGACUCCUGGAGUGGCUGCCAGAUGUGCAAGAAGACAUGGGAUGGGUCAGAGAGCAGAUAUUAAAAGUGCUACAGCAUGUUCUUCGCCAGGCUUCUAAAAGUAUUUCCCAGCAUGUGUCUGCACGUUUAUCCUGGCAGCUGAAACUGCAUCACUACGAGUCCCCCCAGUCCCAGCUCAGCUCCAGCAGCCUGUUUCCUGGUUCUUCAGUACUUGAAGCCUUCAUGCGCCUCGAGCAGUACAAGAGGCAGCUGCUGUCUGGAGUUCUGUGUAUCAACAUGGACCUACAAGGCUCCUUCAGAACUGGACAGACGUCGGCAGAGAAGGUCCCUCAAUCCAUCCUCUCCCCAGAAGGCCUCACCUUGCACAAAGGUUAUCUAAGCGUUCUACCUGCUGCCGACUCUGGAAAAGUCGUCAGCGGCACCUGAGAGCUUUGACAGAUCUCCUGUUCUACAGUUCAGACAUACUUAUUCUAAAUCCAGGAAUAGUUCAAAAGAAUUACAUCUGGUUUUUUUGGGUUCACAUCAUGACAUGACGGUUAAGCUGAGCUAAUGGGCCAUUUUUAGUGGUUGCAAAAAGGUAUCAAAUUAAAUGUAUUUUGGCUAAUGCAUUGCACUGAGUGAAUUCUGUAGAAUAAUCUGCAAUGUGUCUACUUUUGAACUUGCACAUUUGCUCAAACUGUCGUGUACAAACUUGAAUUUUGGGAUGUACGCAAGACAAAAUGCACACUUAAAGUAGCAUAGUGUUUAUGUUUCAGGUGGAAUGCAAUCAGACCGGUAGUUUAGCUGAGAGUUACUGCUGCUUCGGGUCCAUGUUACUGAGUCCAUGUUCUGUUUGUUUAAAGUAAUUACUGCUUUUAUUUCAGAAGAGAGUCAAUGCAAUAUUGUGGAAAAAACAUUGGCUUUGUAUAUCAUGUAUCGAAUGUCAGUGUCGUAUAUCUUUGCACUUAUUUAUAUGAAAAAUACAACAACAAAAAAAUCAGUUUUCCUUUCAAUAGAAACUUGUUUCUGAAAUGUAAAUGUUUUUCCGAACUCUUUUUGAUGAUGUCAUUUUUAAUGUACAUAAAAUGGAAUUUACAAAUCUUUGAGCUAUCACCUUAUGAAUUCAACAAUUUUAUGCCUCGAAAAAUCAAGCCAUUAUAUGUUUUUGUAAUGAAUCCAAAAACUUGCACUUUCCUAUUUGAUGUAGCUGUAUGGCAUCAAACAACCUACCUGUUUCAAUACCUGUCUUGCACUAUGUACUAAGAAAUAAUAUACCUGUGUGAUUGAGCCUUAACUAAUGCCUUACACUUUAUUGUACAAUUUGACAGUAAAGUGGAAACAUGGAAUUCU